Aspergillus mulundensis is the source of this 903-nucleotide messenger RNA. RefSeq lists its product as uncharacterized. Bases 1 to 903 code for a protein of 300 amino acids. The transcript has 2 exons. Lineage: Eukaryota; Fungi; Ascomycota; Eurotiomycetes; Eurotiales; Aspergillaceae. The record is from RefSeq and is a predicted model, not a curated record.
AUGCCCAGCAUCUCUCACCUGUCUCAAUGGCAGGUCUGGCCUGCCAUCUGGCUCUUAGUAUCUUCCUUCUCUAGCCGUGUUAGCUCACUUCUCCGCUUGUCGAUCCAGCCAGUCGCAACAGCACCUAAUGAUGAAGUACUCUCUCUCGAUCUCGAGGAAAAUGACUUCCUGUAUCGGAUAAGGAAAAACUCACGGAUUGUUUACGUCUCGAUCCUUGACGGAGGUCUCCUCCCCCCUGAUUCCAGAACAGACAGCGGCCGGGUUCUUUCGAAGUUGCGACAUCUCCCGAGGUGGGAGGAGGAGUGGAGGACACUCACUGUCCGGAGGGGUGCUCACGGUGUCCAGAGCACUCUGGACGAAUUCUCACCGCACGGGCUGGACGCCGGCCAGCUUCAUAUUCCUGGUGCCAUUUUCCUCAACCUCCUGGACCUGAAAACGGUCUCUCGGAUCAGCGAUCGCAUUUCCCGUGUCAAGUACAAUGGUGAUACGUGGAUUUUGAAAAUCGCCCAAUUCAGACAUGAGAUCUCGGCCUUGCGUCGAGAGGUUUCGGUAUAUUCUACGCUUACAUCAAAUGCGUUUCCUCUGGCUCCAAAAUUCAUUGGGUUCGCCUAUGAGGAAACGAAAGAUCGAGUAGUUGGCUUUCUAAUGGAGGAUAUUUCAGGGCACCACCCGGAUAUACAUGAUCUCAAAGAUUGCAUGGAAACCGUACAUCGGCUGCAUACAUUUGGAAUCGUGCACGGAGACCUCAAUAGGCACAAUUUCUUGAUCACGGAGCACGGCGCCAAAAUUUUCGAUUUCGAGGUUUCCGUUGUUGAGGGAAACGUGGACCCGGCAGCAGCUGAGGAGGAACUGAAUUCACUUGCAAUCGGGCUGGAAGAUGAAUCAGGAAUCGGCAAACGUUAG